AUGGGGUUACACGUUCAAGGUGACAAAUACACCUUGAUGGUCAAUCGAGCCGGUGACCGUUGCCACAACCCUAAAGGUGUGGGUGUGGUUCGUACGCCUCCUUUUGGUUGGUUUGGAAUUAGGGUGUUUGACCAAAUCCACUGGAUGAACUACCAGGGAUCCACCAACCCGGUUAUAGCCCCGGAUGUUGGCUUUUCGUCCUCUCACUUUCGUGGAAAAACACCUCCGCCACGAGAAGGCGCUUCCAUUGAGCAGCAAUUCGCCAAUGGUUAUCUAUUCGGCAAGUUACUCAACAAGUACGGAAUGCAAAAGGAUUUUGGGUACUUCAAAGAUUUGAGAACCAUGGCUGAACUUGUGGCUCGGUUUGAGGCCAAACGCAAGGAGAAAAUGUAUCAUGCACAAGGUGACCGUUUGCAAUCCGCCGAACGGCGAAUGGAGCGGGUUCAACAAAAUCGAACCAAAAUGAUGGAACACAGUCGACAGUUGCGAUUAGCUCAAUCAGAACUAAUGGCCAAGCUUGAGUAA
Messenger RNA from Echinostoma caproni, 525 nucleotides. Lineage: Eukaryota; Metazoa; Platyhelminthes; Trematoda; Plagiorchiida; Echinostomatidae. The record is from the annotation of a GenBank genome assembly.